GAUAGACGAGACGAUAUAGAGAGGAGUAGUCUGUUCAUCUUCCUUGCAAUCUAAUAUCAUCAUGUAUGAAAAUACCAACAUGAUGCAGCCUUAUCGAUAUUCAGAACAAUUCUCAAUUGCCAAUAAUUAAUUAUCGCGAGUGCAAUUAUUAAUUUAAAUUGUUAGUGAAUUGUCGCGCCGGACAGAAUGCGAUUUCUCACUUCAAACACUUCCUCUCUUUUCAAAAUUCAAUAAAACUGUAAUUCUAUCCUUUAUUUACGAUGGCGUAUUCAGUUGCUACAAUUAUACAGCUAACCAUUAGUGGAACCAGUAUCUUUUUUAUGCACAUAAAGUUGUUAUGAAAUAUUUAUUAUGUUGAUAGAUGCCUCCGAGCUGUUACUUCUCCGUUCCAAAAAUAAGAGAAUAAUUUACAUACCUGCCAGAUGAUUGCUUAAUUUACGGACUUUGUUUAUUAUAUUUCCUACUUAACCUCUUAAAAUGAUCGAGUUCAUAUUGGACGAAUCAAAAAAAUAAAAUAUGCCUUAUUUUGGAGACCUCUGCUAAUAAAACACCCUAUAUAUUCAGUCUACUUAAGUGUUAAUCAACUGGAAUAUGUUUUCCAAAUUGGUGCUAUUAAUGCUAUACUGGUUCUCCUCAGCUAAUAUCAUAGCAGCUACAAGAUGCUACAAUUGUGGAACAGACAAUACAGAUUCAUGCGACAACUUCGAUCCAAGUAAUUCCUCGUUCAUAGUGAACUGUCCCCAUAAAUUUUCCUGCGGACUGGAGACCCAUGUGGACAAAAAAAUCAGAACAUGUGAAGGGGUUUUCUUAGACGACUGCCAAAAAGCUAACAAUAUUGAAUAUUGUUAUUGUACGGGGGACCUGUGCAAUGGAAAUACAAUUCAACUCACCCCUUCAGAUGACGAGGACUAUAUCGAAGGCAGUGGUGUCCGAACAACUACUACUAUAAGUUCAACAACAACUACCAUAAGUUCAACAACUACAUUCAAACCUCAGGUAAAUGUCACAAAAUUAGCGAACGGUCAACAAGAAACAGCAGUGGCCAACAUACUUUUACUCCAUCUAACAUAUAUUUGUUCUUCAGUUUUCUGGAAAAUGCAAUAUAAUUGAAAAUCGGUCAAGUCCGAUUCUGAGCCAUGUAGAUGCUUCCAUUUUAUAUAAUUGCCUUCAACUUGAAUAUCUAUAAAAAGUUGCUAAGUAAUUCAGGGAAUUCCAAAUGCUAAAUAUCGUAAAUGAACUCCACAAUUACGAUCUGAAUAAUAAUAUAAGCUUCAUAAAAUGGAUACUUAUAUAUUUUGUAGUAUUAUCUAUUUGAAUCAGGGGUUGGAAUUCAAUACCCUCAUAUUCAUUUAAGAAAUAUAUUUCCUCAUUAUCAAAAUUCUUCAGUGGAAUGCCCGUUAGCAACUAAUUUAUUCAUUCCAAAAUUGAAACAUUCUGCUUGAUACAUUAUUGUUUUCUGUUAGCCUUAAGUUUCGUUCUUUAGAGUGCCACUCUAUUAUGUCAGUAUUAUCAAGUCUUCCAAACUAAUGAAGAUUAAAUUUAUGGAUUAAGUUACCACAACAUUCAAGGUUAUAGGAAUAAUUAGCCGAGUAUUAGUUUUAGUUGUUUUUUUCAGGAUAUUUUGUACAAUAUUAGCCAUACCUUGAAUUUUAUGAUAAAAUUGCCGACUAUUCUGCCUAAAAUUUUUCCAGAGGUGUUAAAAGAUUAUCUUUCAGUAUAUAUUAAAAUAUAAUCACUUACUCAGGUGAAAAACAUGCAAUUAUUUUUCUACCAAAAUAUUGUUCACUUGUACCAACAUGCCAAGGGUUAAUACUGUCCAUACCAAAGAUCCAAUUGCCUCCGAAUCACAAUACUCUCUUUGUUAAUAUAGUACCAUGAACCAUUUUACCUUACAGUAUUUGUAUUGAAUCUUUGGCAUCUAGAAAGAGAGAUGUGGGUGUUAUUGUUUUUGAUUAUACAGAACAUUUAAUAGGGUUAAUGUGAAUGCUUACGUAAUGUGGCUCAAAUUCUGUCAAUUUAAAAUUUCGAUGCCUUAUAUAGCCAGUAUUAUUCAAGUUUCAAAAUGUAUCCCCAGGAGAUUUAUAUUUUUGAUUAGUUUACAAGAUAAAAAAGCCAGUAUUGCAGUAUUUAUACUAUACAAUUUUUUAUGUGUGAGGAUAUAUGUUGAUAUAUGACAAAAAGCUUGAAAUAAAAUUUAUAAAGUGUAUAUAUAUGGGAGAAAGCUUAAAAAAAAUGUGUAACAUUGGUUCAACUGAAUUUUUAAUGAAAAUUCAGGUAUAUGAACUGGUGAUAACAAUUUAUUGAAUUAUUCUAGUCCGAAAAAUGUCAAUGUCUAGCUCAUUUUUAUACUCGAAUUUGUAAAAUAAAAUUCCAAAAGUACAAA
Coccinella septempunctata (seven-spotted ladybird) is the source of this 2383-nucleotide messenger RNA. RefSeq lists its product as uncharacterized. The coding region runs from base 592 to 1110 and encodes 172 amino acids. NCBI's taxonomy places the organism in Eukaryota, Metazoa, Arthropoda, Insecta, Coleoptera, Coccinellidae. The transcript is spliced from 3 exons. The record is from RefSeq and is a predicted model, not a curated record.